AUGUCUCAAAUAAAAAUUCCAUUAAUACCAGCCGAUUGUUUACUUUGUCAAUCAGCAUAUGAAGUUGACAUACAACUUAUUGAUGAACAAUUAAUUGGUAAUCGAACAAUUCAACGUAUAAAAAUCUUUUUAAAAAAUUUCGAAAUUGAAGAUUCAUCUUAUAUAUGUUUAAUAAAAAUUUGUCCAAUUAUAGUUGAAUAUGGAAAUGAUGGAAUAUUCUUAAAUAUAACAUCAACAUUAUUUUCGCAUGUUUUUCUUUCGUUAAUCUAUUUUAAUCAGUCAAUAUUAUGUUCAAUUCAAACACGUUUUACUAUUUUCUCCAAUAAAACAUCGUUAUCAUGUACAAAUGAAAUUUAUCUCCAUCCUCGUUUAAAUAAUUAUAUUUCGACACAAUUAAAAAUUUAUAAUUGCCGAGCUAAUCUAUUCUUUGAACAAAAUAUUUAUCAAACGAGUAUUAAAUUUCAACAUACGAAUUUUUCAACAUAUAAUCAAACAAUAUCAAUAAAAUCAUUAGGACAAAUAUGUGAAUAUAUAUUAGAUAGUACAAGUUAUCUUGGUAAUAUAUCAACAAUAGAAAUAAAUGAAUUAUUAACUACAGUAACAAUACUUCCAUUUUAUAAUCCAUGGAAAAAAGAUAUUCAAAUAUUAGGAUCAUGUGGAACGACAUUUAUUUCAUAUCAAGAUAUGUUUUUUACGAAUGAUAUUGUUAAUAUUCGAAAUAUUAAUGUAGAACAAGGACAAACUAUUCAAUUACAUUGUCCAAUUAAUGGUUCUCACAAAUAUUUGAAAUAUACAUGGUAUUAUCAACGAUAUCAACCGAAAUAUCAGAUAUCUAAUAAUCGAACAAUUAUAUUACGUAAUAUCACCGAACAGAUGCAAGGUAAAUAUAUGUGUGUCGGUGAUGAUGGGAAUGAAUUAUUAGAAUUUGAAAUGACAUUACAUGUAUUUACGCAUAAUAAAACAAAUAAGAUUUCCUUUCAUUUUAUCAUUAUAACAAUUCUGUUCAUUAUUCUUAUUUUAUUCUGUAUUAUAAUAACUCUUAUUAUAUAUUAUUUACUGAGAAAAUCUUCUUCAAUAGAUUAUUCAAUAGAAAAACGAAAUUCUUUAACAAUACAUCAUGAUGUUAGAGUUAAAAUUCAACAAUCAUCUGGACAACAAAUAGGAAAUUCUUUAUGGAAUCAAGUACCAUAUCAUACACUUGAUUAUAUUGAUGAACAACCAAUAUAUCAUAUAGUAUCAACUGAUAAUCCAUCGAAUCAGUUACCGCAAAUACCAUCAUGGUCAUGGAUAAAACAACCUACUUCAGAUAAAAAACAGAUUCCACAUCGAUUUUCUAUUCGUCACCGAAAUAUAAACGGACAAUUACCAACACAAUUAGCAGUUAAUAUUCCAUCUAAUAGUAAUAUGACCGUUUCAUCUAUAGUUAAAUUUAAUCAAAUAUCUGAUCUUAUCAAUGGUAAUAUUACAGAACAAUGUAAUGAUAUGGAAAUACUUAAAAUAUCAGUUCCAUUAUUGAAUCAUUAUCCAUUAGUAAAAUCUACAAGUUCAAUUAUUUCAUUUGAUAGUCAAAUUGAACUUGAAGAAUUCAAUAAAAUGACGACUGUUUGCAUGGAUACUGAAUUAUAA
This is a messenger RNA of Adineta steineri, 1626 nucleotides long. Lineage: Eukaryota; Metazoa; Rotifera; Eurotatoria; Adinetida; Adinetidae. The record is from the annotation of a GenBank genome assembly.